AUGGGGAAUCUCCUCAUCAUCGCCGUUAUCACGUACGACCGGCAUCUCCACACCCCUAUGUACUUGUUCCUCAAGAACCUUUCCUUCAUAGAUCUCUGCUACAUCUCUGUCACUGUCCCUAAAUCCAUCCUCAAUGGAUUGACUGGCAGUGUGUCCAUCUCUCUCCUGGGGUGUGUUCUGCAGGUGUAUUGGGUUACUUUCCUUGCAUGUGCUGAGCUGCUCUUACUCACAGCCAUGUCCUACGAUCGCUAUAUUGCCAUCUGCUGUCCUUUGCACUAUGACAGCAUCAUAAACCGAGGGGCAAGUGUGAAGAUGGUGGCCGUGUCCUGGCUUGGUGGAAGCUUCAAUGGCUUCGUUCACACAACAGCAACUUGUACUCUCCCCUUCUGUGGGUUCAAUGUGAUCCACCAGUUCUUCUGUGAAAUCCCCCAACUCCUAAAACUCUCCAGCUCUAGAAGGAAUGUGCCCGAAUUGGCAGUCACGAUGGUCUCUGCAGUUUUUGUUCUUCUUAGUUUUAUAGCCGUCAUCAUCUCUUACGUUCACAUCUUCUCUGCCGUGAUGAAGAUCUCAUCUGCAGAGGGUCAGUCCAAAGCCUUCUCUACCUGCCUGCCCCAUCUCGUCGUUUUCACCACUUUUCUGAUCACUUGUGUCUUUGAGUAUUUAAAGCCAACAUCAGAUUCUCCCUCCAUCCUGGAUGUGCUGCUGUCUGUGUUUUAUAUUGUGAAUCUGGUAGGCUUUUCAGAUUUCAAAUUAGUCCGCAUUUCACGGGAUUGGUCAGUUGGUCAGUCAGUCCUAAAGCAGCUCCUCGUGACCAUAAGGAAAAGAAGUUCCAAGAAGCCUCUGAUGUAA
Messenger RNA from Tachyglossus aculeatus (Australian echidna), 849 nucleotides. RefSeq names its product putative olfactory receptor 14L1. Bases 1 to 849 code for a protein of 282 amino acids. The transcript is spliced from 2 exons. Gene Ontology annotation, molecular function: olfactory receptor activity; G protein-coupled receptor activity. NCBI's taxonomy places the organism in Eukaryota, Metazoa, Chordata, Mammalia, Monotremata, Tachyglossidae. Gene Ontology annotation, cellular component: membrane. Gene Ontology annotation, biological process: G protein-coupled receptor signaling pathway. The record is from RefSeq and is a predicted model, not a curated record.